Molecule: messenger RNA, 720 nt
Organism: Colletotrichum spaethianum
Lineage: Eukaryota; Fungi; Ascomycota; Sordariomycetes; Glomerellales; Glomerellaceae
Exons: 2
Coding region: 1-720 (239 amino acids)
Source: RefSeq, a predicted model, not a curated record
AUGGUUUUGCUCUUCUGGCUGUGCGGUCUGUCAUACAUGGCCCUGUGUAUGACGAUCACGCUCAGCUGUAGCCCGGUUUCCGACAACUGGCGAAUCCGGCCCUUGCCGGGUCCCCAAUGCACUUUCCGACCGCAAAACUUUUGGGUGCUAUUGUGGCUCAAUGUUCUGACCGACGCGGCCCUCCUUUCCAUCCCGGUACCGAUCCUGUGGCAUCUCCGGGUGUCUCUGAAGCGGAAGAUUGGCGUCGGCAUCUUGUUGUCGUCAGGCGUCUUCGUCAUAUCGACCGCAGUCGUGCGGGCAAUCACAACGCUGGGCGGCUCCCCAUCCAUCAUCAACAUCAACCGCUGGGGAUUCCGCGAAACCGCCGUCGGUCUCAUCACCGUCACCCUGCCCGUGCUGAGCCCCUUGGCCACGAGAGCGUUCUGGCGCCGCGGCCCGUACAUUCGAGAUUACUACGAUCGAGUCCCAGGCCCCCGGUCACAGAACAACGCGCGGUUCGGCAACUGGCUCGGCACCAUGGUUCUGAGGUACAUCGACGAGGAGGAGGGAGACGUCUUUGGGAAUCCCAACGCAGCCAAGCAGCUAGAAGAGGCGGGAUACAGACGAGAAUAUGCCGCACGGGCUGGGUCCUACCGUAAGGGCAGCUCGGAAACCUACGAAAUGGAGACAAAGAGCGGCGGGGCGAGCACGAAAAGCACGCAAGGGAUCGAGGGGGCCUGA